AUGGAGCCUCCGGACCUUACCAAUGGCCCAUCCGAGAUUGGUUCCCUGACCGCGCAUUCCAAGGAUGAGAGUCAGUUUGUCGGUAGCUCCAGUGGCGUCUACUUCAUCAAUACCGUCCGACGGGCUUUCUCCGAAAGUUUAGAUCCGAGUGGUUCAUCGCCUGCACAAGACUUCCCCCAGCCGGAGGAUACCCUGGUAGGCAGUGAUGCCUCGCAGAAAACGACCCCGGCUGCGCUGCAGGAUGAUCAGUUUCCGAGCCAAUGGGCAUAUAAUCCCGCAGUGGCAGCAGUCUUGGGGAAUGCUCCCCCGCUUGAUACAGCUCGGGAACUCAUGAUGAUGUACUUCAAAGUUUGGCAUCCUCUAUUCCCGUUUCUGCAUGGCCCUACUUUCUUGCAGGCCAUGGAGGGCCUCUACUCAGAAGACCGCCAGGAGCCAACUGGUAAUGCUCCAAUGGCGGAUCACCGGCAUGUAUGCUGGACAACAAUCUUUCAGUGUAUUUUCAAUCUAGCCAAUGCUGUUCAUCCGGAGAUUCAACUCCCACUGGGGUCUCGGAUAGAAUCGCCCAGUAACAUGCAUUCUCUCCUCGGCACGCUAACUAGUAAGCACGAUAUGUUGUCCUUGCAGGCACUUCUUGCUUGCCAACUAUAUUUGCUUGCAAAAAUGUCCCUCCGGACAGCCUCCACCGUAGGUGGCUGCAUGCUCCGUUCCAUGCUGCACGCAGGUCUCCAUCGCUGUCCAUACCGAUACAAGGAGCUCACAACCCACGACAGACAGCUGCGCAAGAGGAUAUUCUGGUGUGCAUACGCCAUUGACCGAUACCUAAGCCAGGCACUUGGACUGCCUCUAGGCGUACAAGACUCGGAUAUCGAUGUCUGUUCGCCCAAUACUCCUGAGAUCCAUAUACCAGGAAUGUACAAUAGAUCGCAUUUCGCCCGAGCUACUUCGUAUCCUGAGCAAAGGGGACACCGCCCCCAGCUCACAAGCAACCAACACCACGAAAACACUUCAUUACGUACCUUCUCAGCCCACAGCAGCUCCUCGGCCGAAGAAGCCCAGCAAAACCGCCGCGAACUCGCCUUUGCAAGCUACGUCGAGUCCGGCACCUUAACAGGACGAGCCCUCGAGCUCUUCCAUAAAUCCAUUACAGUGCGCUCUGUCCCACGCAGCUCCGUACUAUUCCUCAUUACAGACGUCCACAAAUGGUGGAACAAUCUCUCCAUCGAAACACUCCAAGGCCAACAACACCAACAAUCAUCCACCGACCAACCCUCAUCAUCAUCCCCCGCAGCAACAACGACAACCGCAUUCAACUUCGCACCCUUCUUCACCGUCCUCUACCAACAUCUCAUCCUCCUCAUCAACCGUCCCUCCCUCUCCCUCAGCCCAUCCACCCCCGAAUUCUGCUCCGGGCUCCAAACCUGCAUCAACGCCGCAAGGGAGAUCAUCUCCGCUCUAACGACGCAGCAAGAAAGCGGCCAAUCAUUCUUCUGGCCCGGUUUCCUCUCUGCUGCCUGGAUGUCAGGUCUCGUCCUUGCAUUUGCAUGCCAACUCCGCCAAUACGUCUUAUCCAAGGGAGCUCAGGAAAUCACCAAAUGUCUCACAAUACUGCACACCAUGUCCACGCAAUGGGAAGCAGCCAAACACUGCCACAGGGCACUUUCCCUUCUAUCUCGGACUAUCCAGGAAUCAGGCACCAACACCAACACCACCGCAGGUGAAGGAUCACCCAAUAAACGACGGAAAGUAGCCGUGGAUCCUCACCACACCGCCUUCUUCACUCCCAUCAACUCGCUAUCUUCGACGAAUAUGGAUGAUGAAUAUGCACGAGGACGAGCAGGGAGGAGGACUUCUACUGCUGCUGCUGCUGCUGCUGCUGCUGCCGCGACAACAUCUGGUCUGCAUGAACAUGCUAAUACUAGUAGCGGCCAUGUACAUCUGUCUCAUGAGGAGAGGUUAUUCUCUGCCGAGGGGGUUAGUACUAAUACUAAUGAUAAUAAUAAUGGAGAUGCGGUGGGAGAGUUUGAUUUUGGGAUCGUGGAUCUGCUCCAGGGGAGUAAUUUUGAUGAUUUGGCGGAUAUGUUUGGGCAGCAGUAUCCUUCUUUUUGA
This is a messenger RNA of Aspergillus tubingensis, 2106 nucleotides long. Its product is annotated as transcription factor domain-containing protein. Gene Ontology annotation, biological process: DNA-templated transcription. Gene Ontology annotation, molecular function: DNA binding; zinc ion binding. Lineage: Eukaryota; Fungi; Ascomycota; Eurotiomycetes; Eurotiales; Aspergillaceae. Bases 1 to 2106 code for a protein of 701 amino acids. The transcript has 2 exons. The record is from RefSeq and is a predicted model, not a curated record.